AGAGAGAGAGAGAGAGAGAGAGAGAGAGAGAGAUAGCGUGAGCGUGAGCUGAACGCGUUGCGUCUUCGGCAAAACAGCUUUUGUAUCUUACUCUGUCAGUCGCGUUAUAUAGCAUGUCUUCAUCAGACACGUAGUUUUUAUUUUAAUUUUCAGAGUUUUAGAAAAAUGUUCCACUUCUCGACUGGAGACAGACUCAUCAAAGCCACAUAGCGUUUCUCAAGUGUGGACAUGAUGGUUCCCUGAUAGUCUGAUCUAUCCUGGGUCUGAUCUGACCGUGUGUGGGGGCUGGUGAUGAGUUUCAGGGGUCCUGAUGUGUCUGAUGUGGCCUUUCCUUUGAGCUGAACAGCGGCACCGGACUUAGUCUGGGAUCUUCAUCUAGAUGGACACGAGAGAUAAUCGGUGUUCAUUGUUUGUUUAGGUAUUAAACUGGAGUUUUGACGGACUAGCACAUCAGACUGUUGCAUAUUAUUGAUCUAGCAGCUCAGAUCGUUCAUAUGAACGGCUGUGCGCCAGAUCGACAGAGAUGUCAAAAGGACGAGUGCUGAAGUCUCGACAAAGAUCUGAAGACGGAAAACGGUCGGCUGGUAUGCUGGAGGAAAUCACUGUGUCUAUGAGCAGAGAUGCAGCUGAGGAGUUCUUUGAGUAUGAUGCUGAGGAAUUGCUGGUGUUCCUGACAUUCCUGAUCACUGAGGGACGGACUCCGGAAUGUUCUGUAAAGGGGCGGACCGAAGGGCUUCAUUGCCCACCUGCCCAGUCUGCAAUGCCUGUCCUCACCAAACACGAAUGCAGCGACAAAAUACCCCAGUGUCGUCAGGCAAGGAGAACGAGGUCAGAGGUCAUGUUACUGUGGCGCAAUCACAUCCCCAUCAUGAUAGAAGUGAUGCUUCUUCCUGAUUGUUGCUAUAGCGAUGAAGGCCCAACCACAGACUGCACGGACCUUAACGACCCAGCAAUAAAACAAGAUGCUCUUCUACUGGAGAGAUGGACCUUACAGCCAGUACCGAGACAGGGUGGAGAUCGCUUUGUUGAGGAGAAAACCCUGCUUUUGGCUGUGCGUUCUUAUGUGUUUUUCUCGCAGCUCAGCGCCUGGCUCAGUGCUUCUCAUGGACUUGUACCUAGAAACAUUCUUUACAGAAUAAGUGCAGCUGAUGAGGAACUGAUAUGGAACUUCUCCCAGACGCCUUCUGAACAUGCGUUCCCUGUCCCAAAUGUGUCCCACAGUGUCGCUCUGAAAGUGCGGGUUCAGUCUCUGCCCCGCCAGCCCAAAUACCCCAUACUUAGAUGUAGCAUCCACUCAGGUCUUGCUCUUUUGGGCAAGAAAGGCCUGGAGCAUGGCGAGAGGGGCACUCAUGCUGGGGAAAAACGCAAUUCCCUCCGUUUGCCAGCGUCUCCACUCCUUUCCAGGCCUCUACGUUCUUCUCCAUCUCCCCUCAGCCCCCUUAACUCUCGUAAAUUCCCCCCUCGCCCUGCGUCCCCUCUCUCACCCGGCAAAGGCAUCAAGUGGUUGUACUCUCGGCUAAAUGGCGGUGUUGACGUCCCCCCUACAGAGGUGUACAGCUCGUGUUCUAAUGGGGCAGAGAGCCCGAAGACAUCUAGAGUGGAGUCACCAGUUCGUUCUUUUAAAUCACUGUCUCUCACUGACCCUUUAUUGACCCCUAGUCCGAGUCCCAACUCCAUCUCAGGUGAAACUAACCCUCUCAUUGGCUCCCUGCUUCAGGAGCGACAGGAAGUCAUCGCUCGCAUUGCUCAGCGGUUAAAUUUCUGUGACCCUACAGCUCCCCAUCUUCCCGAUGCUCUAUUUGCACCUCAUGAACCUCCAGGACCCAAAACACCCUGGAGCUCGCCACAAAACAAGGAUCGUUUGAAGAAACCCAAAGAGUCCCUCUUCCCUGUCCCCCAACCUCCAUCUUACAAUGGAACCAGCCCAGAAAAGCCAGAGAGGAGCCGGUCUUCUCUCUUUGACACCCCUUUGAGCCCCAGAAGCAGAACCCAGCUAGGCCGAGUGGACGACAAAUCCAAAACCUCCCCAAAACUGUCGACAUGUAGACGAUUGGUACUUAGUGACCAGUCUGCUGAAGGUUCCCUUAUCGCAGAUGCAGUUCAGGACAUAUCAAGGUUGAUUCAGGAGCGACUGCAACAUUCCUACAGUCUCCUGAAUGCCACCUAUAAAUGUAAGACUUCUCAAACUGAACAGGUAGGCACAAGCCACGGCGCCCAGACGAACGGCUGUGCAUCACCACCGAGCAGUAAGAAGCCCUCGAACGUAACCAAUGGUGCAGCAAUCACAGACCAUCCUGUUUCUCAAGCAACAAAAUGUUGCAAACCUCCCGACUCUACUCAAAGCCAGCAAGACUGUUUCACUAGGCCACGAAAUGUGGCCAGCCCAAAACUUGAAGACCAAAACAGCAAAAAAUCACGUCCGUUAACGACAAGCAAUUACAGAGAGAAUGCCAAAAGAGAGUCAAGUUCCUCUUUGAAAAACAACUUUAGCCAUGAGAGAUCUCUUCAGGAGAAUGGGCUAACCCUGACUGGGCACCUCGAACCAACCACGACAAAAGAGGCAAUCCGUGAGAAAAGAACGGAGAAGCACGGCAAGGAUGGGUCCAACAGUCCUGAGAAGGAUGAGAACCAGGAGCCUUGGACGUCCUACUCUAGCACACCAGCCAACCUUACCCACAACUCCCCCAGUCAUGCCCUUUCUUACACACAGAGUAGCCAUACGAUCCAUCCCCCCUCCCCUCUUAAGCCAUGCCGUAACUGGAAAAAACAGAAUCGUCACUCCAUAGACGGAACCGCAACGAAAGCCUUCCAUCCCUGUACAGGCCUACCUCUCCUCUCCAGCCCUGUUCCGCAAAGAAAAAACCAGACAGGAUAUUUUGAUUUGGACACAUCUUUGAUUCACUGCAAAGGUGUGCCAUGGGCUGCCAAUAAGAGGGUUUUGAAAAGAUCACAAGACUGUGAUGAGUCUCAGCAGCAGAUCCUCAGUGCCAGCGCUCCUCCCGCAAGCCUCAGCCUUUUAGGAAACUUUGAGGAAUGUGUUCUUAACUAUCGUUUGGAGCCAUUGGGUACUGUUGAGGGUUUUACAGCUGAGGUGGGUGCGAGUGGAACCUUCUGCCCCAGUCACACAACCUUACCUGUGGACGUGUCCUUCUACAGCGUCUCUGAUGAUAAUGCACCUUCCCCCUACAUGGGUGUUAUUAACUUGGAGUCUCUCGGUAAGGGGAGGGGAUAUCGAGUACCUCCAUCAGGAACCAUUCAAGUGACCUUAUUUAAUCCUAAUAAGACAGUGGUGAAGAUGUUUGUGGUGAUGUACGAUUUGAGGGAAAUGCCCGCCGGCCAUCAGACAUUCCUGCGGCAGAGAACCUUCUCGGUCCCAGUCAAACGCGAAUGCAACGGACAAAACAACAAAAAGCCACCCACACUGGGCCAAGGACGAACCCUCCGCUACCUCAUCCACCUGAGGUUCCAGAGCUCCAAAUCUGGAAAGAUCUACCUCCAUCGGGACAUCCGGUUUCUUUUCUCCCGUAAAUCCAUGGAAGUGGACAGUGGUGCUGCCUACGAGCUCAAAUCUUUCACAGAAUCACCUGCCGACCCCCCUUUCUCUCCCAGAUGCUAAUUUAUCUAAUCUAGUCUAGUCUGACCUUAAUCCAACAUAGGGGCCUUAAUGAAUCUUUCAUCUGCUUGAACUGAAAUAAAAAAAGAGAAGCCCACUAACACACACACAUGCACAGAAGGACUAUUACCAUUAAUGCCCCUUUCCUAAAAAUACACACCAGAUAAUCGUUAUUAGAUUUAAAACUGCGGAUGAUUGGGAAUUUUUGUACUUCCAGGUUGAUUUCUAGACAUUCAGCAUGGUCUAAUAAAAAACAAUAACGCAUACCUAAAUCCAUGGACCAUUUUUGAAACAAAAAACGAAUGCGUAGCUGGAAGGGGUGUUUAAAGAGCACUGUGUUUUUUCAUCACAACUGGAAUGAACUGAGUUUUGUUCAUCAAUUUCUUUCUUUGUACUGUUACCAAACCACUUUAAUCGGAAGUGUUGCAAUAGAAAACAAAUAUCUUACUAGCUUAGUGUUUACAUAUUUACUUUUUGUCAUCAGUUAUUUAAUAUUUAAAUUGAACUUUCAUUUACUGCACAUGUGAUGCCUGUUGUACAAAACAUUAUGAUGUAGUGCAAAGAUUAAAUCAUACCAUGUAUUUUUGUCUUUCAAAUUCAGAUCUUAAUGAAUAAAAUAAUUAUAUAUUAUAUCUAUAAAA
Triplophysa rosa is the source of this 4254-nucleotide messenger RNA. It is a transcript of the gene atosa, whose product is annotated as atos homolog A. The record is from RefSeq and is a predicted model, not a curated record. The transcript has 12 exons. Lineage: Eukaryota; Metazoa; Chordata; Actinopteri; Cypriniformes; Nemacheilidae. The coding region runs from base 524 to 3616 and encodes 1030 amino acids.